AUGGCGCGGUCGCUCUGCUCGCCGUCCCGAGGUUCCGGCGGUGCGGCGGCGGCGGGGGGAGAUUUGCCGGGGCCGUCGCCGUCGAGCGAGAGGAUGGGCCGUGCUGCAGCGGCGACCAAGAAGGGGUCCCGCCUGCGCCCCUUCGUGUACCAAAGGCAGCCCGGGCGGUGGGGGGUUGAGUUCCGGGACCGCCACCUCGACAUCCGCAAAUGGCUCGGCACGCACGACUCCAAGGAGGAGGCCAUGGCCGCCUACGACGCCUACGAGGCGCGGGUCGACGCCGCCCUAGCGUGCGGCGAGGUGCCGCCGGGUGCUCGCCGCGCGCGGCCGCCUACCCCUGACGUCAAGGUCCACCAACGGCCGGCGCGACGUGCGCCCGGCCGCCCGAGGAAGCAGCAGCCGCCGCCGGCGGCGGCGGCGGCGGCGACAACGACCUCAUCUGCUUCCCUCUCAUCGGAGGAGGCGGCAACGCCGUUGUCAUCGUCGUCGGCGGCGGUGGAGGCUCCUGCCUUGACGCCCCAGAACCCGCUGCCCCUCGCCGUGGAUCCAUUCCGGGGGGAGGAGGAUCUCUUGGCCAAUGACCACCGCUUCGGCUUCGGCCUCGCCGACAUUGGCCACCUCCCGCUGCCAUCCUUCCAUGCCAACGUGGACUUCAGCAUCACAGACAGCGAUCUGUCCCUCUUCGAUGCCGGCUUCAUGUGACAAACCAACAAGAACAACACGUACACGUACAUUACAUUUGUUG
Molecule: messenger RNA, 745 nt
Organism: Oryza brachyantha (malo sina)
Lineage: Eukaryota; Viridiplantae; Streptophyta; Magnoliopsida; Poales; Poaceae
Product: dehydration-responsive element-binding protein 1E-like
Exons: 1
Coding region: 1-702 (233 amino acids)
Biological process (GO): regulation of DNA-templated transcription
Molecular function (GO): DNA-binding transcription factor activity; DNA binding
Source: RefSeq, a predicted model, not a curated record